Momordica charantia (bitter melon) is the source of this 1332-nucleotide messenger RNA. RefSeq names its product Mitochondrial substrate carrier family protein (gene MBAC1). NCBI's taxonomy places the organism in Eukaryota, Viridiplantae, Streptophyta, Magnoliopsida, Cucurbitales, Cucurbitaceae. Gene Ontology annotation, molecular function: L-ornithine transmembrane transporter activity. Gene Ontology annotation, biological process: mitochondrial L-ornithine transmembrane transport. The record is from RefSeq and is a predicted model, not a curated record.
GGAGUAGAGAAGAAAGAGGUAGGGGGCAAUGGAUCCAGGCGAAUAUGCAGCAGCUGCGGCUGCGGCUAUAAAGUGAUCAUCAAUCAUCAUUUCCCAAAUGACACACGAUUCAAUACUCUCUGAGUUCCGACCAAUAGAUAACGGAGCUUCAGCUGCGGCUUCCGGUGAGGACUCGAUGGUACUCCCCGUUUUCCAUUGAUAACCUUCACACAGAAACCAAUGGGGGACAGUUCGAGUUACAAAGAUUACGUCGCCGGUCUGAUUGCCGGCGUUGCCACUGUCAUUACCGGCCACCCUUUUGACACGGUUAAGGUAAAGCUUCAAAAGCACAAUAUUGAGUCUCGUGGGAUUACUUAUCGAGGUGGUCUGCAUUGCACUGCUAGGAUACUGAAGACUGAAGGUGUGAGAGGACUUUACCGAGGGGCAACAUCAUCUUUUAUUGGAGUGUCUUUCGAGAGUUCCCUUCUUUUUGGAAUCUACUCCCGAACUAAACAAUCAUUGCAGGGAGGCGACCGAAGUGGUAGGCCACAGCCACAAGUAGUAAUUCCUUCGGCAGUUUAUGCUGGAGCUAUUAUUAGCUUUAUAUUAUGUCCUUCGGAGUUAGUUAAGUGUAGGAUGCAAGUUCAAGGCACUGAUUCUCUCGUUCCAGUGUCCAGUAGAUAUAGUGGUCCAGCCGAUUGUGCCCUUAAAACUAUAAAAACAGAAGGGGUUACUGGUAUUUUUCGCGGAGGUUUUACAACACUUUUAAGGGAAUCAAUUGGCAAUGCUGUUUUCUUUAGUGUUUACGAGAAUGUUCGCUAUUACAUGCAUUCACAAUUACAUGCCACUACGAGUGUCCAGGGCAACUUCAUGGACAUGGGAAUUGGUAUUUUGACUGGAGGCCUCGGUGGGGUGGCUUUCUGGUCAGCUGUUUUGCCCCUGGAUGUUGCAAAAACUAUAAUUCAGACUUCUCCAGAUAAAACUGCAACUAGAAAUCCAUUUAUCGUAUUGAGCUCGAUACAUCGCACUGCUGGAAUUAGAGGAUGCUAUACAGGAUUAGGCCCGACCAUACUCCGUGCAUUUCCUGCCAAUGCAGCAGCAAUCGUCUGCUGGGAGCUAGCAAUGAAAGUUCUUGGCAUCGAGCGAGAUUAACACAACCAUUUCAAUUCAUCCCGUGGUGCUUCAAAUUUCAUGUUAUUUCUAUGGUAAGUUUUGAUAGUCCUGCCAUUGUUUGAGAGGAUGAUUAUUGAUUAUAGACAUUCACUCUCUUUCUUUUGAGUCAAUGAGAGUGAAAGUCAAUCAAAAGGCAAUGUACUCCAAGUGUUUGAGUGUCAUCUAUUUUAGUUACCUUCA